CAUUUUUAUAUUUCAAUGCUUUGAAAAAAUCUGUUCGUUAGAACACAUUAAUUAAUUAACCAAGACUUUGUUUUAGCAUUUGUUUUAGCAAGAAAUAAUGGAUUCUAUCUACCAAUCUACUACUUCAAGGAGCCUUCAAUCGACUUCAACAAGUUCUGAAUUUGUCUCAGGAGCCUGCCACCUCUGCAGCAAAAUAUUUAAAAAUGUAAAAUUACGAAAUCGUCAUAUCAAAAGAAUACAUAAAAUAGAUGUGUCAAUUAAGAAAAUUGAUCAUAUUGUUUGUCCCUUAUGUGAGCAAGAAACUAGUUUACAAACCCAUGAGAACUUAAGAAAACAUAUUAAGGAGAAUCACCAGGUGAGUAUUGAACUAAUAACUUUGGAAUUUUCUAGCAAACAAGAAUAUGAGACAUGAAAAGAUAUGCAGAAAAUUGAGACAAGUUAUGCAACAUCUCGAACAGUUAAUGCAAAGGAACACAAGAUCUUAUACUAUGAGUGUAACAGAAGUGACACAUAUGGAUAUAAGCCCCACUCUAAAAUUAGGACAGAGAAAUCUGGUGGAUCAAUUAGAAUUAAAGGGGUGUGUCCCUCCAGACUAAUUUGUAAACUGACAAAUCAAGGACAAGUUUCGGUCAGUUAUUGGAAAACACAUGCUGGACAUAAAGAAGAAUUAAGAGCCAUACAUCUGUCAAAAGCAGAAGAAAAAACGAUUGAAGAAAAAUUAAUGGCUGGGGUGCCACCCAGUAGAAUUCUACAAGAUUCAAGAAAAUUGGAAAAACCACAACUAGAUAGACUUGCCCUAUUAACAAGUCAAGAACUCGCAAAUUUAUCCAAGAAGUAUAAUGUACACAAGAAAGGAGAUCAAAAUGAUAUGGUAGCAACAACCUUAAAGGUUCAGGAAUGGAAUGCUAACAACAAGAAUUAUGCUUUCUUAUUUAAGAAGGAAGGUAAACACCAAACUUUCUUUUUGAUACCUACCACAAUUAUAAUUAAUCCUAUUCCAAUUCGACUUGUGUGAAUUGUUAUCCUUGCAUGGCUCAUGUCACAAACAUUACCUGUUGAUUAGUAAAAUCAACAACAUUCACCCCUUGAUAUAAUACACAAUAAACAUUAUUAACACGUUGACAGAUUGCAUUAAAUGAAUAAGCUACAUCAAUGGAAAUUAGAUGUCUAUUGACGUUCUAUCUGUCAACGUGUUAAAUAAUAUAUUUGUUAUGAUUUUAAAAAUUGGCUUUUUACAUUAAAGCUUAUUUUGUUACAUAAUCUUAAACCAGCUUGUUUUAAGCUGGUUUAAUUGUUAUCU
This is a messenger RNA of Diabrotica virgifera virgifera (western corn rootworm), 1300 nucleotides long. RefSeq lists its product as uncharacterized. The transcript is spliced from 2 exons. The record is from RefSeq and is a predicted model, not a curated record. Lineage: Eukaryota; Metazoa; Arthropoda; Insecta; Coleoptera; Chrysomelidae. Bases 419 to 1015 code for a protein of 198 amino acids.